Messenger RNA from Octopus sinensis (East Asian common octopus), 1448 nucleotides. RefSeq names its product transmembrane emp24 domain-containing protein 7. The transcript is spliced from 3 exons. Gene Ontology annotation, biological process: endoplasmic reticulum to Golgi vesicle-mediated transport; intracellular protein transport; Golgi organization. Bases 668 to 1321 code for a protein of 217 amino acids. The record is from RefSeq and is a predicted model, not a curated record. Gene Ontology annotation, cellular component: COPII-coated ER to Golgi transport vesicle; endoplasmic reticulum-Golgi intermediate compartment; endoplasmic reticulum. Lineage: Eukaryota; Metazoa; Mollusca; Cephalopoda; Octopoda; Octopodidae.
CCGAAACGCCGUCUGGCGAGCGGAAAAGCCACGUCACUCGGUCCGCCAUCACUGUCGCCAUUGCCGUCACUAAGCAUAUAAAACCUGGCCGGCUCCGAUACCACUCACACGCCCCUCGAGUUGUAAAAAAAGAAAGGAGAGGAUUUUGUUUGCUCCAUAUUGUCUUUCUUCCUUCUUGAUUUUUUUUCUUUUCUCUUUUUUUCUUUUGUAACAAUUUCCUUCUCUGGACUGUCAUUUCUUUGGAAAAAAAAUAACAAUAUAUUCGUCUGCAUCUUCUGACAGUGUUUAUAUAAAUAUUACCAUAAAACAUAUUUAUACGCACGUACAAGCAUAUGUGUAUAUUUAUAUAUACAUACAUAAUACGACACAUUUACACAUGAGUAGUAUAAAUCAUAUAUAUAAGCAUAUAUUUAAUUAUCAAUCGCUGUUUCUUUGAACGAUACGACAAUAACAUAAACCCAGCCGGUUUCAAAUCGAAGCCUCGCCACUGUUUGUUGUCGUGUAGUGACUGACUUCCUGCAGUUGUUAGAGUUUGUUUGUUACUGUGAUUUUUAAUUAUUAUAACUACUUGUUUUUUUGGGGGAAUUAAUUUUUUUUUAGGUGGGUGCUUGUUGAAUAUUUAAAUUUUCCUUUACUAGUUAUUGUUAUUAUAAUUAAAUAGUUACAAAUGGAGUGUCUUGCGAGUACUUCGUCGACUUCAAUGUUCGUGUUUGUGACAGGACUGCUAUGUCUUUUAAAUGUGCAUACUGUGCUGUCCGGGGAACUUACGUUUGAGCUACCGGAUAACGAACGUAUGUGUUUCUUCGAGAGUAUAAAAGAAGGCCUCAAAAGCACACUGGAGUUCCAGGUAAUAACUGGUGGUAGUUAUGAUGUUGAUAUGGAACUUUCAGCACCAAGUGGUCAGAUAUUAUACAAAGACACUAAGAAACAGUAUGAUACCUUCACGUGGACAGCUGACCAAACUGGCGUGUAUAAAUUCUGCUUUAGUAAUGAGUUCUCCACAUUCUCCCACAAGGUUGUCUACUUUGACUUCCAGGUAGGCGACAAGCCUCCUCUGACUGCUGAUAUUGACUCACAUGCCACGGCACUGACUUUGAUGGAGAGCUCAGCUGUGGUUAACCAUGAACAUUUAAAUCAGAUAGUGGACUAUCAAACUCAUUUCCGACUUAGAGAGAGCCAGACUAGAUCAUUUGCUGAAGACCUCAAUGAGCGUGUGCUGUACUGGUCCGUGGGUCAGUCUUUAGUCAUCUUAAUCAUCACAGUUGGGCAGGUGCUCAUCAUGAAGAGUUUCUUCACUGAUAAAAGAGAGGUCAAGACGUAAGGCAGGGCAGAAAGCAAGAAAAACUACAAAGAGGUUAUGAGAUGCGGAUCAUGUUUAUUUCACAACCUUACCUUUUUUAACUGGAAAGAAGAGAAAAAAACCCAUCAAAUAUAUAUAUAAACAACAA